Molecule: messenger RNA, 3659 nt
Organism: Solenopsis invicta (red fire ant)
Lineage: Eukaryota; Metazoa; Arthropoda; Insecta; Hymenoptera; Formicidae
Exons: 10
Coding region: 1531-2940 (469 amino acids)
Source: RefSeq, a predicted model, not a curated record
UUUAUUUCUUGUGCCUGCGAAGCCAAGUGUAUCGAUCAUUAUAGUGCUCAAGAAAAUAUUUUCUUUUUUAAAAACAUUAUUAAUGAAGAACUCUCUAAAAAUAUUCGACCUAAAGAUCUGAAUACUUCUGAGAACUCUUCAGAAGUUAAUUAGAAUAUGACGCGCGGCAUGUAUAACGGAGCUUUUUACAAUCAUGUGGCCUUUCUGUGCUGUUAAAAUUUCCGAAAAUCAGGGUGAACAUUAUUUUUUUAUAAACUGUGUAUAAAUUUUGUAUAAAUUGCCAUAAAAAGUCAUACAUAUUUUUCGAAACGCGUUUGUUUGCGUCAAAUUUUCAAGUGAAAGCAAUUCAAGUGAAAAAUCUCGGACUAACAAAAGUAAUAUAAUUUCUAAUAAAAAUGAUAUUAGAAUGAUUAUAGAAGAAUAAAGUUGAAAAACAUCAAACUUAAUAGCUGACGAAGUUUGUGCAUAAAAAUUCUCAAUCCAGUACUCGUCUGAAAAAUACAAUAAAUACCUACAUAUUUAACUAAUUAGAGUCCAUGCAAAUUCAAAUUAAUUAACCGGCAUGUAAUGCAUUUAACCAGUCAAUUAAGUAGCAAACUGACCCGAUACCUCUUGACCAGAAUUAAUCGAACAUGGCUGUGAAUAUAAUAAAUGUUAAUAGGAUUCGAUCGAUCGACGCACUUAGUACCUAUUGAAUGGAAUUAAUUGAUCAGCACCUAACGUCUAUUAAUCACUCUCAACAAAUACAUUAAAAAAAAAAAAAAAAAAAAACUGAACAGUCAUUAAUCCAGCGAAGUAGAUCUGUGAGUGCAUCAAUCAUCCGACAUACGUUGGGCAACUCCUUCAUGGCGAAUUGAGAGCGCGCGUUUCGUCAUCCGCGAGUGCCUAAAUACGAAAUCGUUUAUCCGUACUAUUCUAAUCCUCGUCCUUGAGGCGCGAACGUAUUACCGCUGUUGUCUUUUCGGUGGCCGCGCCUGGAACUUGGCCGUGGCCGAUUGAUCGCUGCGGGGUCCACUUGCUAGCACAACGAACACGCCAUCGCGACGGAAGAGUUAAGAGAUCGGUCGGCGGCCAAAAAUAAAAGAGAGGACGAUCGAAAGAAUUGCCAGAUCGAAGAGAAAUAGCGUUCACAGAGUGAUCUCACAGACGCACGACGAGCGGGACGCUGAUUUCUGAUUCUCAAAUCUCAAAAAUCGAGGGUAUAAAUAUUCAAAAUUAUUCGCAGCUACAUAAAAGGCAUUCUCCCAAACCAUACUCGCGACUAUUUGGGGUACCGAGAGGGUAAUAUCGGCCCGAAUUCUCGGAAGGGGGGGGACAAGAGUUCGUCGACCUCCGGGCGGCAGAGCUGUGAUUCGAGUGGCCGUGGGAGAACCUGAAGAGGCGAAAGGAAAGUGCUCGUCUACCUUCUUGAAGAGAGAGAGAUUUCGCUUAUCGGAACGCACGGUGGUACUCGAGGACCUAAUUUUAGGCCUUUUUCCGGAGACGAGGCUCGCGAAGAGACUUUUCAGGUCACUGUGAUGAUCAACCAUCAUGGCGUGGCCGGCAGCGACGACCCUGACGAGUCUACUGAUGCUGCUGCUUAUGACGAUCGCGGCCAGUCUCUCGUCCAGGAUCAUCGCCACCACUCAGGCGCCCUUCGGCAGGAUUCUGAAGGCUGUGAAACUGCAUGGAGGAUACAUGGAGGUGAUCCAGGAGCAGAGAUGCUCCUACAGUCUGCUCAGAUUGACGUGCAGAUCAUUGAGAGCGUUCAUCUUCAUUCUGGAGGCGGAGUACCACGCGAAUUACACGGAGCUCUGUCAGCGAGAGUCGAAGAGCUUGGAGGAGCUCAAAAUGUGGAAGAACAAAGGUAGCACGCGACGUUGGGCGAACAUGCAAGAGCUCAAAGGGAACUACAUUCUCGACGACGAGGAUGGCCAGGCAGACAUUGUCGAUAUCAGAUCAUCCUUGAAUAAAAGGUGCUCUGGUCAGAAACACUGCCGCUACAAUGUGACUAUUGAGCAUCCAGGAGCGCAUUCUUGGGGUCCAGGUGGAAUUUUAUUAAAAUACGCUUGCAUACCAGAAGCUGCAGUUAGACGAUUCUGCAAUCAAGAGGUGAAGGUGAUCGGCGGUGAAGGCGGUUACAUCAACACUCCGGGUUAUCCACUAUAUUACGUCGGAGAAACGUGCGGAUGGACCUUCAGAACGUUUCCGGGUCAGAGGAUAGUUCUGACCUUUCACGACUUGAAUAUCCGUAGUCCAGACACGGAUGGCAACUGCGUGGACAUCGUCAGAGUACGGGAACGCGGCAGCACACUCUUCGAGUUCUGCGGCACCGUCGCGGGUGCGCGGGUUGUCUCCGACUCGAACGUGUUGACACUCGACUUCGUCGCUUCGAAGAGGUUUUACAACGCCCGAGGCUUUUUGCUGCACUAUCAAGUGCUGGGCUGUCCGGAGGUCUCGACGCCGAACGGAAGUUACGUGUCGAACGGUACAUUGACUUCGCGGACAUUCCUAUGCAAGUCGGGCAGCGUGUUUUCCGACAGCAGGGAAAGAAAAAGGACGCUCGAGUGUAGGAACGGCAGAUGGAACGAGACCGCUAGCAAGUUACCCGCUUGCGUAGCCACGUCAGCGGUGAUCGUGAAGUCGGAGAACGACCAUCAUCAUCUAGCGAGUCUCUCCGGGGACAACAUUCUCGGGACGGGGGUGAGAAUAGGACGUGGCGAGGACGCAGUCGCGAGUGGUAGCAUCAGCCCGGUUAUGGAUUCGGCGCAAUCGUCCAUGAUGAAGCAAGCGGACUACGUCGUAGAUGUUGUGCUGCCAACGGUCCUAAUUGCUUUGCUAUUCGUCGGCAAUGCGAUCAUCGUUUAUAUCAUCUUCCAGUUUAGAAAGAGAAAACUCUCGUCUACGACGCAGGGCGAAGAAAUGGCCCUUCGAGGACCACCUGAUGUGCCCAACGUGUGAUGCAAGGGGCUCGGACUAAUCGCGCACGUGGCUAUUGGGAACGACGAAAAGUCACCGAUAUCCACGUGGAGGUCGGGGAUCACUGCGAUAUCGUCGUAGGAUCGAUCCCCAAGGACUCCGAAAUUCUCACGAUGAUCCCGUGCAAUUAGAUGAAAAAAAGCUACGCUCGAACAAGCAAAGUGGGAACGCGUUUUUUCACAGCAUUCGAAGAUAUGCGUCUCGCUGCGGACGUAGCAGCGCAGAAAGUGAUUGUUCGGAUGGCUUCCGCGAUCUUUCUCUCGCUUAUCUGCAUUAAAAAUUCGGAGAAAUUAAAUUCGGAGUUGGACGACGUUACGCUUGACACUAAAAGUGCGCGAAGAAUACGGUUAAAACCCUAACAUUUUUUUUCUCGCACGUUUACUGCUAGGUGUAUCCGAUUAAUUACCAUUUACAGUAAAUGCAUCUUUAAAUAUACCGCAUUUGUCAUUUAUUUCGCGAUAUAAUGUUCAAAACUAGAUGCGCUUACAGCGAAAUACGCUGCCAAAAGAAGGCCCAGUGUCUGAUGAAAGCAUCUUAAGUAUAAAUGGACUGUAUUGAUCCGAGGCCAUGUAACUCGCAAACCUAUUACGUCUUACAUAACGCAUAUUUACGUUACUCUGUAUUAUAAUGUAAGGAAAUAAUAUAUUCUAUACUUCGUCCGAGAUUGUAGAUAAGUUAAAAAUAAAUCACCGUUUUCGUAA